UCAUUGAUAAAUGACUUUGUUAUGAGUUUUGAAAUGAUAUCAUUAAUAAUUGAUGGUGGACCUUUAUUAAUAUUAUAGUGACGACUAUCGUUAUUAAUAAUAUCAGUAAUAGGUCAUCUGAAGUAACCUUCAGGUCAAUAACAAUUUGAGAUCAAUCAAUAUUUAUAUUUACUCGUACAAUCGUAUAUUAUCCUAAAUAAAUAAAAUAUUUCUUGAUAUUCUUUUCCAUCAAAUAAGACCCCAUCAUCAAAUCACUCGAUGCGGGUUUCUGCACGUGUUACUUGAAAUGUUAUGACGUCAAAUCUUUCAUUCUAAAGUUGUUUAUUUAUUUAUCUUAUUUUUUAACGUCUUGCUAUCGAUGAUUGAUAAACAAAUAAAAUAUUUAGUUUUAUUUUGAUAUGUACAAGUUAACAUGAUCAAUAAUUGGCCUUGAUGACUUUUUUAAGUUUCAAUUAAAAUUGAUUUCAGUCAAUGCAAAAUGAUAAUAGCUUAAAUAAAUGUAAAAGUAUAAAAGCAUAUACAUGCAACAACACACGUGAUUAUUUUUUAUCAAGGACAAAUGCAGAUGGCAGCAGACCGUCUAGUGCAAAAAUAUUAUCAUCUUACUUAUAACGGGUUUGCAGAAUUUUCACAAAUAGAAGGUGUUGAGACGCGAAUAGAUACGUGCGUAUUGCAGUCUGAAGAACAAGUUUUUGUUUUAAUUAUUAUUUUUUGAUUUUUUUAUGUUGUUAUUUUAACAAAAUCAUAAUUAAAAGAGAAAAAUUUUCAUAAUAAAAAAUUUAUUGGAAUCGCAAUGUGUUAAUUUCAUUUUAUUCAAUGUAUUGUUUGUGAACUUGACUUCAGAGACACUCUUCUGAAGAAAACUGUCUGUUAUAUUUUGUUAUGAUAUUAAUUAUAAUUUUUUACAAAUUGAACUGCAUUUUCUCAAUUGAAAUAUGAAGUUUUUAUUGAUAUUACUAAGUUACUUUUUAGUUAUUGUUUAUGCUCAAGAUAAAUGUAUGACACCAUCUGGAAGUAUAAGUUCGUGUAUUAUUGUAACAGAGUGUUCAUCAUUAUUGAGUAUUCUCAAAGGUCCGCGACCAAUUCCUCAUGAAGCAUUAGAACUUCUUCGAUUGUCACAAUGUGGAUUCGAGGGAAUGUGGCCAAAAGUAUGUUGUGAACAACCUGUGCAAUUAUCUACAACAAUAGAGCCAGAACUAUCAACAAUACCUAAUCCUCCAGAUGUGGUGAAUCAUUCAAAUGUAAGACUACUUAAUCACACUAUAUGCGGUCCAAUCACUGAGCCAAAAAUAUUUGGAGGGAAUAAAACUGGUGUUCUCGACUAUCCAUGGAUGGCAUUAAUAGCUUACAAUAUCGAUGGUAGAAAAGAAUUUAGAUGCGGAGGAACAAUUAUUAAUAAACGUUACAUCUUGACUGCUGCACAUUGUGUUACAAAUUUACCGUCUAGCCUCACUCUACUUGGAGUUCGAGUUGGAGACCAUGACUUGAAUACCGAACGUGAUUGUGAUAAGGAUGAAGACGGUCUGGAAAUAGUUUGUGCUGAUCAAUAUCAAGAUUUUUUAAUAGAAAGUACUAAAUUUCAUCCGGGUUACGUUCCAUCAAAACUACAGGAUGACAUAGGAUUAAUACGCCUAGCUUUAGAUAUAGACUUUGAACCGAUAAAUGUAAAACCAAUUUGCUUACCUAUUGGAACAGCUCAACGGUUAGGUCAAAAAACUGUCACGAUCACUGGAUGGGGUGCAACUGAGUUUGGUACACGUAGUCUGGAACUUCUUAUGGUUAAUUUAUCUCCAGUUCCUAACGAUGAAUGUGCAAAAGCUUACGAAGGUAAAUCAGUUAUUUGGUAUAAGCAAAUGUGUGCUGGUGGUAAAAAUGGUAAGGAUUCAUGCACUGGCGACAGUGGCGGUCCUCUUCAAUCACCAGGACGUUAUUACAAUGAUGUACGAUACGUUCAAUAUGGUAUUGUAAGUUUUGGGCCACGCAAUUGUGGUAUCGAUGGUUUUCCCGGAGUUUACACGUUUUUACCAUAUUACAUGGACUGGAUAUUGGAUAAUAUGCAAGAUUAAAAUAUUAUACUUCAUGUUCAUAAAUAUUCUUUAAUUUUGUAGUUUGUAAGUUUUUUAUAAGACUGCUCGUACUAUUUUAGUUAUUAUUAUUCUUCAUUUAAUAUUAUUAUAUUAAUCUUGUAAUAUUUUGAAAAAAAAAAAAAAUUAUUUUGCGCACAGUAAUAAAUAAUGUUACAAUUUACGUGUAAAAGUGAUAUGUAUAAAUUUUCGUAAUAAAAAAUUUAACAGUAUAUUUUUAAUUAUAAA
Cotesia glomerata is the source of this 2312-nucleotide messenger RNA. Its product is annotated as serine protease easter-like. Gene Ontology annotation, biological process: proteolysis. Lineage: Eukaryota; Metazoa; Arthropoda; Insecta; Hymenoptera; Braconidae. Gene Ontology annotation, molecular function: serine-type endopeptidase activity. The record is from RefSeq and is a predicted model, not a curated record. The transcript is spliced from 3 exons. The coding region runs from base 936 to 2066 and encodes 376 amino acids.